AUGACCCACCAAGCACAUACAUACCACAUUGUAGACCCUAGUCCUUGACCUCUAACAGGCGCAAUUGCCGCUCUAAUAAUAACUUCCGGCCUAGCAAUAUGAUUCCAUAUAAAUCGUAUAAUACUACUAAACUUAGGAUUAUUUCUUAUACUCCUAACAGCAAUCCAAUGAUGACGAGAUAUUGUACGAGAAAGCACCUAUCAAGGCCACCAUACACCAUUAGUACAAAAAGGUAUACGCUAUGGUAUAAUUCUUUUCAUUAUCUCAGAAGUCUUUUUCUUUAUUGGAUUUUUCUGAGCAUUUUACCAUUCAAGUCUUGCACCAACACCAGAAUUAGGAGCCCAAUGACCCCCUUAUGGUAUCACACCACUAAAUCCAUUUGAAAUUCCUCUACUAAAUACAGCUGUCCUCCUCGCCUCUGGAGUUACAGUAACCUGAAGCCAUCACGCAAUCAUAGAAGGAAAACGAAUAGAAGCAACUCAAGCACUAUCUAUCACAAUUAGUCUGGGUUUAUAUUUUACACUUCUUCAAAUAUUUGAAUAUUAUGAAGCCCCAUUUACUAUUGCAGACAGCACAUACGGGUCAACUUUUUUUGUUGCAACAGGCUUUCACGGCUUACACGUUUUAAUUGGCACUACCUUUCUCACUAUUUGUCUUCUUCGACAAAUAAAUUAUCACUUUACAACAAGCCAUCACUUUGGCUUUGAAGCUGCCGCCUGAUACUGACACUUCGUAGAUGUAGUUUGACUUUUCCUGUAUUUAUCAAUUUAUUGAUGAGGCUCCU
Messenger RNA from Eublepharis macularius, 784 nucleotides. NCBI's taxonomy places the organism in Eukaryota, Metazoa, Chordata, Lepidosauria, Squamata, Eublepharidae. The record is from the annotation of a RefSeq genome assembly.